CCAGUAUUAAAUAAAAAUUCAAAAGCAAACAUGGCGCGUGUUGGAAGUGUUUCUUUUAUGUUAAGUUUUUUCCUUUAUUCUUUAUUGUUAUUAUGUUUUUUCACAAGCAAGGCUAGUGCAAAUAUUGACCUAGAUGAGGACAAUUGGAGACAAAUUCUAGAAGGUGAAUGGAUGGUUGAAUUUCAUGCUCCAUGGUGCCCAGCCUGCAAUGCGUUAUCCUCAGCAUGGAAGGAGCUGUCAAAUAAGGCACAGAGCAAGAAAUUUUCCAUGAAAGCUGCUGCAGUGGAUGUAACAAAGUCACCUGGCCUAAGUGGUAGAUUUGUUGUGACUGCUCUGCCAACAAUAUUCCACGUAAAAGACGGUGAAUUCCGUCAAUACAAGGGUCCUCGUGACGCAAGCUCAAUGUUAGAAUAUGUGGAGAAAGCUCGUUGGAAGCAAACAGAAGCAGUGCCCUCCUGGAAGGCACCUGAUUCAAUUCAGAUGGGUGUGGUCGCUCACUUCUUUAAACUCAGCCAGGCUUUGAGAAGCGUACACAAUAUGUUGAUGGAAACAUAUGGUCUACCAACGUGGGGAUCAUAUCUUAUUUUUGCUAUUGCCACAAUAUUUAUUGGAGCGUUGCUGGGAUUGAUUCUCGUUUGUGUUAUCGACCUCUUAUACCCCCCUCGUCGGGCUGACAAAGUGUUUAUAUCCCGAGCUGAAGCUGAAAAGAGAGGAGAAGAGAAAAAGUCGGAUGAUGACCUGAUAAAUGAUGAUAUCGUGGAUGAAGCUGAGAACGCAGAUAGUGACGCCGAGAAAAAUUCACCUAGUGAUACGUCAGACGACGACAAAGACAAGGCAAUGGGCGCGGGGGAAGGUCAGUCGGGGGAGGGGAAAGGGGACAAACAGGAGGUGCGCAAGCGCAGGUCACGGAAGGCUGACUAAAUUACUUUUCAGUGAACAAAUGGUUAUUCAUAAACAUAGUAUUCCAAUGUUAAGUUGAUUAAAUAUAAUCAUUGUUUAACUAUUUGAAGGUAUAAUGUAUGUUUAUGAAUAUGACUAAGUAUUAUUGCCAUUUUACAUUAUUUAAUCAUGAAUUUUUUUUUCAAUGAGGUUUGCAGGAAUGUCUUCUAUAAUAUUAUGGUUAUUUUUACUUGAAGUGAAUAAAUGCUAUCUCUGAACUUGUCACUCAAAAAGGAUUUUGUCAUUCUAUUUCUAAUUUUUUUAAGACUUUUUACAGAAUGUUAAAUGGCAAUGUACACUUAAGGUUUAAUAUUCUAAGUAGAAACUUAGCGCUAAGUAUGAAACUCGUAUGUCAAAAAUAAAAAGUUUUUGUCAUACAGCAGUCAUACUUUGCUAAGUCUCGACUCUGAAUCUUCCGCUCAGAUGAUGUAGGCAACUGUUAUAUUUUUGAUCAAUCUCAAUAACUUGGCUUUUCUCACUUUUCUGUCUUAAGACUGAUUUAUAAUUACUUUUUCAUCUAGUUAUUUUCUCUUGUCAUUGUACAUGUUUACAGAUUAAGACAAAAAUAAAAUGUUUGUAAUAUUUAUUGAGCGUUGAAAAUUCUUUCAUAAAUAAUUGCCUAAGAAUCUAAUCAUAUAUAUUUAAAAUACUCUUAUACUUAUGACAUACAUGUGAUUUAAUAGUCUGCCUUUUGAAGGAGGUCCUUGAAAGUAGAGCUAAUGUCUAUU
Pieris napi is the source of this 1667-nucleotide messenger RNA. RefSeq names its product thioredoxin-related transmembrane protein 1-like. The record is from RefSeq and is a predicted model, not a curated record. Bases 31 to 921 code for a protein of 296 amino acids. The transcript has 7 exons. NCBI's taxonomy places the organism in Eukaryota, Metazoa, Arthropoda, Insecta, Lepidoptera, Pieridae.